This is a messenger RNA of Oldenlandia corymbosa var. corymbosa, 1528 nucleotides long. NCBI's taxonomy places the organism in Eukaryota, Viridiplantae, Streptophyta, Magnoliopsida, Gentianales, Rubiaceae. The record is from the annotation of a GenBank genome assembly.
GGAAAAUAGAUCCUCUGUUUGGCCGCCCCGGUGGCUCUGAUAGGUUUAACCCCUCCAUUGAUGACGAGAAGCUCAAUUUGGUUGGGAGAAAUAAAAAAGUUUAAGAAAGUCGUAACCAAACCCGUAUCCCAAAACCUCAGCUGUUUCAUUUUCCAGAAGUUGAAAAUCAAUGGCCGAUACAGUGAGCAGUAAGAAGAAGACCAAGAAUAGCACGGAAUCGAAGGAGAAGAAGCAAGAGAGGGGGUUGAACAUUGAAGGGUAUCAAAUUGAAGGGAUUUCAAUAGCAGGGCAUGAGACUUGCAUCAUAGUCCCUUCUCUCAAUGUGGCUUUCGACAUUGGCAAGUGUCCGCAGCGUGCAAUUUCCCAACAGUUCCUGUUUAUCUCCCAUGGCCAUAUGGACCAUAUUGGAGGACUUCCGAUGUAUGUUGCAACCCGUGGCUUAUAUAAAAUGGCAAGUCCAGUAGUAGUUGUGCCAAAAGUCAUAAAGGAAAAUGUUGAAAAGAUCUUUGAAGCACACAGAGACAUGGACCAAUCGGAGUUGAGUCAUACUCUAAUUGGUUUGGAUGUGGGAGAAGAAUUUUACUUGAGAAAGGAUCUAAAAGUUAAAGCCUUUAAGACUUACCAUGUAAUUCCCAGCCAGGGUUAUAUAAUCUAUUCCGUAAGACAGAAACUGAAGCAGGAAUACGUUGGGCUGCCAGGGGAUGAAAUCAAGAAGCUGAAGUUAUCGGGUGUAGAGAUUACAUAUACUAUAACAACGCCUGAAGUUGCUUUCACCGGAGACACUAUGUCAGAUUUCAUCACUGAUAACAACAAUAUCGAUGCCUUGAAAGCAAAGGUCCUCAUUAUGGAGAGCACAUUUGUUGAUGGCUCAAUGAGUGUUGACGAUGCAAGGGAUUAUGGACACAUUCAUUUAUCUGAGGUUCAUUUUUAACCAUUUGUUUACCUUUAAUCUCCACACCCGAUAUUGUAGGAAGUGUUGAUUUGAUAUCCUCUGCAGAUAAUUGAGCGUGCGGAGAUGUUUGAGAACAAAGCCAUUCUGCUUAUCCACUUUUCGGCUCGCUAUAAGUUAGAUGUCAUUCAACAAGCAAUUUCUGCAUUGCCACCACCUUUGGCUGGUCGUGUACUUGCACUGACAGAAGGCUUCUAAUGCAUUUCAUGCACCCUAGGACACUUACAGAAGGCUUUCUGACUGUAUUUGCCAAUGUGUUAUUUCACCAAAAACUGUAAAUUGUAUAAAAGUGAUUUUUUUAUCCCUCAUUCAGACCUUAGUAAAUUACAUUAGCUCUUUACGUUUCUGUUACUGGGGAUUCUGAAGAUACAUCAAAGGCACAAGCCCCUUGUUUUCAGCAAGUCGUUACCCAAUAGGUCUGGAAGAGUCACCUUGUUCUUAAUUGCAAUUCAGAAAAUAUGUCCUUUGCAUACUUAGCCAUGAAAGUUUUAGCAAUCUGGGAUUUUGGCCUUUUAUAAUGUUAUCGAAAGCAAUUUUUGCCAAUAGCGCUUGGCUAAAGCGCUCUUGGCCUUAUAUAUA